Molecule: messenger RNA, 1397 nt
Organism: Ceratosolen solmsi marchali
Lineage: Eukaryota; Metazoa; Arthropoda; Insecta; Hymenoptera; Agaonidae
Product: EGF receptor activation regulator Star
Exons: 6
Coding region: 199-1182 (327 amino acids)
Biological process (GO): endoplasmic reticulum to Golgi vesicle-mediated transport; endosomal transport
Cellular component (GO): endoplasmic reticulum membrane; plasma membrane; Golgi apparatus
Source: RefSeq, a predicted model, not a curated record
GAUAGAAAAUUUUUAUAUAAUGCAGGAGAAAUUACUAUAAGAAAAAGGGAAUACGUUGAAUAUAGAAGGAAACAAUAUAAAUGUUUGAUCCAAUGAUGAUCCACUGGUCGAAAUUCCUUUUGUAUGUGAAAGGCUGUUAGAAAAAGGCAGGUGUCGGAUUUGGUUUUGAUUGAAAACAAGAAGACGAUCAAAUCUAAAAUGCCUAAUGUAGAUAAUGCCGCAUUAGGUAAACGAACGUUUAAUAUGCGUCCAGACAUAAAACUAGCGACCGCGGAUGUAACAUCAACCAUAACAGCGCCAUCAAUCAGCAAUCGAAAUGAUGAUAUGUUGAUAACAAAAAAACCGUGCUGCCGACGAAGGACUGUCCACUUUACCGUUUUCCUAGCCGUUUUUUCUACGAUACUCAGUCUUCUAUGGAUAUAUACGUUGACAGCCGAGCUUAGAAGAAAGGCAUUCGACGUGAAUAUGACGAAAGAUUAUGUGCUUUAUAAUAUCUCUAUAGACAACCCAGAUUUAGUAGCAUACAUAAGGAACAUUCGAUUAAAGACAUCUCAUCAAGACUUGUUAAACGCUACUCGAACGCCAGAAGAGCAGUUUGUCGUCAGUCAACUACAGGACAAACGUGAGGGAGUUUACUUUGAGUACCUAAGCAGGGCUGGUGCCAUUUCAACAACAGCAUGGCUUGAAUGGAAUUUAAAUUGGCGAGGAGUUAUUGUCUUUACUGAUCCACGAAAUAGAAGUAGAAGAAAUCCAAAAACAAUUGUGUUUCAUGCUUGCCUUAGCACUGAUAAAUACAUCAAAGAGAUAACAUAUCAUCAAGAAGCUGAUGUACAGGUCAUGAAGUUGGGAGAGGGUCAUAAUAGCCUUGUUCUUUCUAAAGAGAGUCUACCAGCAACAAGAUUAAUGUGCUUUCCAUUAUACUCCAUUUUAUUAGCUUAUAAUACAACCAACCUCGAUUAUUUGAGUUUGGACAGCACUGAAGUUCAGGAUGGAUUGGUAUUGGAUACAGUUCCGUGGGAUCUCAUAAAGAUAUCAGUGUUAUCAAUUCAUUGGGGUGCUCACCAUACUGAUACUGAGACAAAAAGCAUCAUUAACAAGCUUGGUAGUCAUAAUUACAAACAUGUUAAAAGCCUUGUAACGGGUAAACUUCUUUUCGUUUACAAUCGUCAACUUAAAAUAUGAAAGCAACUGAAGUCUGUACUCUCUUUAUUGCUAUACUUUGAAAAAGCAAUCAUAACAGCAAUAGAAAUUAUAAGUAAUCCUGAGACUGAAUAGUGUGCUAUCUAAUUUUGAUCAAUUUAAUUUGAAUUGGAUUAUUAACAUCUCAACGAUUCGAUUAUUUUUAAAUUGCAAAAAGUAAAAUAACAAAAAUAUGCAAAGAAAUUAAAAAAUAUACU